Fusarium mangiferae is the source of this 1128-nucleotide messenger RNA. RefSeq lists its product as uncharacterized. NCBI's taxonomy places the organism in Eukaryota, Fungi, Ascomycota, Sordariomycetes, Hypocreales, Nectriaceae. The record is from RefSeq and is a predicted model, not a curated record. Bases 1 to 1128 code for a protein of 375 amino acids. The transcript has a single exon.
AUGUUCCAGUUACUUUUGACAGUGUAUCCCUGGUUACUUGUCCCGCCUGCCGUAUACUUUACCAUAUUCGUCGCAAUCAGGAUCGUCAAUAGGGUCCCCUGUCGCCCUUAUCUCUUACUCAUUCCCUCCGCAUCUCAUCUGGUUCUUCACUAUCUUCACUUAUAUAUGUACGACAUCCUUGACCCUUAUGAGCCGCUACCAUGGCCACUUGUUCGCGUCACUGGCGUGACUAGUUUUGUUAUUAUCAGCUAUACGCUUAUUAUCUGUUUUGGGCGUCAGUGCCGGCAACCUCAAGCAGCAGAAUCGGAGAGGGUACAUUCUGCCGCUCCGGUAAUGAAUAUCCAAGAUGGUCAGGAGGACAAAGACAAGACCCGAGAACGCAGCGACGUCACGAGAAAAUCCGAUAUCCCCUUAUACAACCCUAACUAUAGGUAUCUCAAGAUGCUCCCUAGCCAUAACUCAUCUGCUGGUCACGCUAUAUGCGAAGUGUGUAAAUUGUGCGAAAAGUUUGGUGCUCACUACGAAGAUUCUUUUAAAACGUGUCAUUUAGGAAUGGAUUGCGCCAAGCGUAAAUCUCCUACUCGCACCCAGCAAGACUCACCUGUUCGCCCCCGACAUAAAGCGCCUACACACAUCCAGGACAACUCACCUACUCGAACCCAGCGUACUUCACCUGCAACCUUUGACCGUCUGUUCAACUACCGAAUGGCAGUUGUUGUUUGGUGUAUCCUUAUUGUCUCUAUGUAUCUUCUUAUCGAUAUUCACUUCCUGACCGCCCAAUCCCAGCAUACACUUUUUCAUGUGAGAGAAAAUGGCAUUGUUGAACUUGCCGUGAUAGCAAUGAGAUUGGUCUCUCUUUUCUGGCUGAUAUCGAUUGCUGCGUUUUAUCUGAUACGUUGGUUCGUGAUUUAUCCAACGCAGUGGUUCGGAUUGCCAGUGCUAUAUUUCUGUAUGGCCAGGGCAGAUCCAAGGAUUUCGCUCCUCGAAGUGUGUGAUAAUGCGGUAGAAAUCGCACAUUGUGUCGAGGAAGGAUCAGGAUGGUCCAAAACAAGCAUCGUGGUUGGAUGGCUCAGGGAGUCGGUAGUUAGAGCCCAACAGCUCGAGCAGCGAAAGAAGGGCAGGGUAUGA